GAGAGUGAGGGAGCGAGGGAGCGAGGAGCGGCCGGGUGUGAGUGUGUGUGGGGGUGGGGGCGAGUGUGUGUGGGAGUGGGGGUGAGGGAGAUCCAGACAGACCGCGAGGCUGUGAGAAAGUGGGCGAGUGUGCGAGGGCGCCCGGCCUGGCUGCGGGAGCCGCGGCGGUGGAGGAGAAAGGAGGCGGCUCCCGGCAUCCCUCCCCCCUCCCCCCCUCCUUCUCGGACUUCCAGCCCGCCCGGCAGCCCGCGGUUCCCUCGGAGGCCCCAGUCCGGUUCCGCUGGCAGAGAGCGAGGGAGGAGCCGCCCGAGCCAGAAUCUGCAUUCAGGAGGAAAUAAUCCAGGAGAAGGAAGACCAAGCAGAUCAAGAUGUGUAGCUCUGUGGCAGCCAAGUUGUGGUUUUUGACAGAUCGUCGAAUCAGGGAAGACUAUCCCCAAAAAGAGAUUUUACGAGCAUUAAAGACCAAAUGUUGUGAGGAGGAAUUGGACUUUAGAGCCGUGGUGAUGGAUGAGGUGGUACUGACAAUCGAGCAAGGAAACCUGGGUCUACGGAUCAAUGGAGAACUAAUUACUGCCUAUCCCCAAGUGGUGGUAGUGAGAGUACCAACCCCUUGGGUGCAAAGUGAUAGUGACAUCACUGUUUUGCGCCAUUUAGAGAAGAUGGGAUGCCGGUUGAUGAACCGACCUCAAGCCAUCCUGAACUGUGUUAAUAAGUUUUGGACUUUUCAAGAGUUGGCUGGCCAUGGUGUUCCUCUGCCGGACACUUUCUCUUAUGGCGGUCAUGAAAAUUUUGCUAAAAUGAUUGAUGAAGCAGAAGUACUGGAGUUUCCAAUGGUAGUGAAGAAUACUCGAGGUCAUAGAGGCAAAGCGGUUUUCUUGGCUCGAGAUAAGCACCAUUUGGCUGAUCUAAGCCAUCUUAUUCGCCAUGAAGCUCCAUACCUGUUCCAGAAGUAUGUUAAGGAGUCUCAUGGACGGGAUGUGCGUGUCAUUGUUGUGGGAGGCCGUGUGGUUGGCACCAUGUUACGUUGUUCAACAGAUGGAAGGAUGCAGAGCAACUGCUCACUAGGUGGUGUGGGGAUGAUGUGCUCCUUGAGUGAACAAGGGAAGCAGCUAGCUAUCCAGGUGUCUAAUAUCCUGGGGAUGGAUGUGUGUGGCAUUGACCUAUUGAUGAAAGAUGACGGCUCCUUCUGUGUCUGCGAGGCCAAUGCAAAUGUAGGUUUCAUCGCCUUUGAUAAGGCUUGUAAUCUAGAUGUAGCUGGUAUCAUAGCGGACUAUGCCGCCUCCCUCCUGCCCUCUGGCCGGCUCACCCGGCGUAUGUCCCUGCUCUCCGUGGUGUCCACGGCCAGUGAGACUAGUGAGCCGGAGCUGGGUCCCCCAGCCAGCACUGCUGUCGACAACAUGAGCGCAAGUUCCAGCUCUGUUGACAGCGACCCUGAAAGCACGGAGCGAGAGCUACUGACCAAGCUCCCGGGGGGCCUAUUCAACAUGAACCAGCUGAUAGCCAAUGAAAUCAAACUCCUGGUGGAGUGACUCCACCGGUAAAUAAUUAACCAACAAAACCCUUGUAAAACUCACUUUCUUUUUCUUCUUUUUUUUCUUUCUUUCUCUUUUUUUUUUAAACCAACUUGCAAUGCUGUUCAUGGAAGGGUACUCAGGAAGAUGAAAGAAAAUUGAGUAGAAUUAGGAGAGAAGAAAGGGGAGAUAGACUAGACCUCUGCUAUUAAGAUGUUACUGACUUUAAUUUACAGAUAGAAUGGUAGAAGAGGUGAGAUACAGAAAAAUGUCAGGCUCUUAUGUUACCCUUUAAAAUUACUCAAUGUGUAUGCUCUCAGGUCAUGAAGAACACACAACUUUUUUUCAUGGCCCUUUGCUUUUGCUUUUGUACAGUUGCUACAGAUUUUGUCGUAGCGUUACUUCACAUUUCAUUGCAAAGAUUUGUAAUGAGAGGAAAACAUCUACCUAAAUUAUAGGAAUUUUUACAUACAACUCUGAAAAUUCUGCCUUUACCAUAUUAACUAGCAACUUUAUGUUCAUAGUUUAUGAAGUCUUGAGGAGCUCUUUUACUGGGAUUUAUUAUUUCUGUUUUUUGCUUUUCCUUUAAUUUGGGUGGGAGGGCAAUAUUAAUAUGACCCAAUAAAGGUUUCUUAAUGACAGAAUUGGCAUUUUCGUAUGAUGAAAAGGAAAUGAACAGUAUUGCAAUGUCUGGUACACAAAAUGACAUUUACUCCAAUGUAGAUAAAAUUACACUAGUUUAAAAUAUGUGCAUUGACUUGUAUAUGUUAGUGUUUUAAUCUUUUUUGAAAGAUACAUGCUCUGUUAAUGUUGCAAUUUUUUUUUAAUACAUGCUAGUCUAACAUUCCCUGAUCUAUGCCUGCAUCUUUAACAAUGGCCAAAGUGAAGAAAGUGCUACCUUUUUGUUAACAAGACACUGACUUGAAACAUGUGCAUUUAAAGCCUUUUUCUUUUUCCUUUUUUCUUUUGGUGGUUGGGCAUUUAAAGUAUAAGGACAAGGGAAAAUAUUUUUGGGGGGCAAAUCAAGGGCCUAUAAGUUCUUAAGUAUAAAGCUGAAGUGAUUUUAUAAUACCAGCAUUAUAUAUUUACAUUUUUCACAUUUUAGGAGGGAGUAUAUAUAUGUGUGUGUGUGCACGCAUGCAUGUGUAUGUGUUUUGCUUUUUGUUUACACCAACUAAUCAAAAAGGAUAGAUUCUAGAAAAUGGAGCAUGAUGGGGAAACAGUUUUUACUUUAAAUAACAGAUAACUUGUUUUAAUAACUACACUGGGGUAGAGGUACUCACUAAAGACAUAAAGAGAAUAGAUGCUUCUAAGGCCUUUUAAUGUAUAUGUAUGUUGUUUGGUUUUUUUCUUUGGUUCUAGACUGUUCAGUGUAUGAUUUAUUUAAGGCUACAUGCUUUUCUAUGCUUCUGGCUGUGCAUUUUCUCCUAUUACACAUAGGUUUUAGGGUGGGGUGGACUGGACGUUUUUGUUUGGAGACUUAUUUUGCAGUAUUAAGUCUCUUAUAGCCCAACUCCAAAGCCUUCAAUACUGCCCACUCUUCAUAUAUUCCUUUAAUUUCUGAAUUUAUAAAAGCCCCAAAAUGGCAUAUAACACGAGCC
Odobenus rosmarus divergens (Pacific walrus) is the source of this 3112-nucleotide messenger RNA. RefSeq names its product ribosomal modification protein rimK-like family member B (gene RIMKLB). Gene Ontology annotation, cellular component: cytoplasm. NCBI's taxonomy places the organism in Eukaryota, Metazoa, Chordata, Mammalia, Carnivora, Odobenidae. Bases 369 to 1529 code for a protein of 386 amino acids. Gene Ontology annotation, molecular function: metal ion binding; ATP binding; ligase activity, forming carbon-nitrogen bonds. The record is from RefSeq and is a predicted model, not a curated record. Gene Ontology annotation, biological process: protein modification process. The transcript is spliced from 6 exons.